UGCUAUAUAUAAAAAGGAGGCAAAGGAACAAGAAAGUCCAAUUGGGUUCUGAAAGAAGGACUCUCGGAGAAGGAUGCAGAUGCAGACUCACACGUCGGCACCGGAACAGCAGCACAUUCUGCGCGCGAGGAACUCCGUGCGCAGCAGCCAUAGAGACAGCCCGUCCGAAGAAGAGAGAGCAGAUGAGGAAGCAUCGAGGACAGCUCUCUCCUCGUUCCGCAUGAAGGAAGAACAGAUCGAGAGGAAGAAGAUAGAGGUCAGAGAGAAGGUCUUCGCUCAGCUGGGCAGGGUGGAAGAGGAAAGUAAACGCCUGGCCGUGAUCCGAAAGGAACUCGAAGCCAUGGCGGAUCCAACAAGCAAGCAAGUGUCAGACUUACGCAAGAAGAUAGAUGCAGUUAACAGCGAACUGAAACCUCUAGGCCAGAACUGUUUGAAGAAGGAGAAGGAGUACAGGGAAGCUCUUGAGGCCUUCGAUGGAAAGAACAGGGAGAAGGCCCAGCUAGUCAACAAGCUAAUGGAGCUGGUGAGCGAGAGCGAGUGGCAAAGGAUGAGAAAGCUGGAGCAGUUGAGCAAGACAAUAGACUCUCUUCGGUAGGGCAAGUCUUCUGGAACCGGUGGUCGAGGAAGGAGCUCCCUCAUGUUCUUGUUUCGGAUGACGUCGUCUUCCGAUUGCAUCUCUCAUCGGGACUAGAAUGCUUGUCCUUUCUUUACUCUUCGUUCUAAUUGCUACUUUUCGUGGCUUGAUGAGUGUAAUAAGCUGAUAGCGAGUUUGUGUUUGCAUCACAGAUGAAAGAAACAUUCUGCAUCGAGGAAAA
Musa acuminata subsp. malaccensis (wild Malaysian banana) is the source of this 815-nucleotide messenger RNA. RefSeq lists its product as uncharacterized. Lineage: Eukaryota; Viridiplantae; Streptophyta; Magnoliopsida; Zingiberales; Musaceae. The record is from RefSeq and is a predicted model, not a curated record.